Molecule: messenger RNA, 10187 nt
Organism: Gadus macrocephalus (Pacific cod)
Lineage: Eukaryota; Metazoa; Chordata; Actinopteri; Gadiformes; Gadidae
Gene: sack1hb
Product: family with sequence similarity 83 member Hb
Exons: 8
Coding region: 508-4134 (1208 amino acids)
Biological process (GO): protein localization to cytoskeleton; intermediate filament cytoskeleton organization; positive regulation of cell migration
Cellular component (GO): keratin filament
Molecular function (GO): keratin filament binding
Source: RefSeq, a predicted model, not a curated record
AUUAUAAGUUUGUAUGGGAAGUAUUCUUUCAUAAACUAAACAACUUUUUAAAUAUGCCACUUGAAGUGAAUUUCAAAUAAUGUUGUGAAUCGGUAAUCAGCAUAAACGGGGAGGGGCCUCGCCGAUGGGAAGCCCUAGAACUCCUUCAUUUUCAGACUCCGGCGCUAAACGGCAGGUCGGACACCCCGCAGAGAACUGCAUAUAAUAGGACCGACCUGAAGUUCACGACGAAAACCAGGGGUCUGGGCUCUUUUUGGGGUGGAGUUGUCGGCAACCAAAAGGAAUGUAUGCGGGGCAAGCAGACUCGUAGCUGGAUCUAUCUUGGGCUGUACCGGCGAAAGCUGUCGCCUACACAGCGGUGCAUAAAAAAGGCAAGAGGAGCAGAAAAGGAAGCCUCGAAGUGGGUUUCGGCAGGGUGAGACAAUUGAAAAGUUGAAAUCCCUCCCUUCCUCUACCUGUCGGCCCCCCCCUGCACUCUGACCUGUAACCCCAACCUCGCCUCGGACCAUGGCGCACCGAUCUCAAAGCUCCUCGGUGGGCGAUAACCCUCUCGACCCUAACUACCUCCCCCCUCACUACCGUGAGGAGUACCGCCUGGCAAUCGACGCGCUGAUCGAAGAGGACUCCCAGGGUUACUAUGAGUUCCUCCAGAAGGCCGACGUGGUGCCCUUCCUGGCACAGCCCGAGAUCGAUCACAUCAAGUCCACCCUCCAGACUCCCAGCCAGAGCCAGUCUGCCAGUAUGCCAGAGCUGACCUACCAUGAGGGAGUUAUGGAGGACGAUGGAUCAUCUGACACCUACUGGCCAGUGCACUCCGACCUGGACGCUCCAGGCCUGGACCUGGGAUGGCCCCAGCAGCAGCACAGCUUCAUAGGGCCCACGGAGGUCACCACCCUGAUCAACCCCUCGGACCCUGAGAUGCCCAGCAUCAAGGAGCAAGCCAGGAGGCUCAUCAAGAGUGCAUGUCAUGUUAUCGCCGUGGUGAUGGACAUCUUCACGGAUGUAGACAUCUUCUCUGACCUCCUGGACGCCGCAGCCCGCCGCGUCCCUGUCUACAUCCUAUUGGACGAGCAGAACGCCCAUCACUUUGUUGCCAUGGUGAACAACUGCAGGGUUAACUUGGACUUGAUUCAAAUGAUGCGUGUGAGGACUGUGGCAGGAAUAACAUACUACUGCCGAACGGGGAAGUCUUUCAAGGGACAGGUUAAAGACCGCUUCCUCCUGGCUGACUGCAGAGCUGUCAUCAGUGGAAACUAUAGCUUCAUGUGGUCCUAUGAGAAGAUACACCGCUGCAUCGCCCACCUCUUCCUCGGGGAGCUUGUCGCCAGCUUUGAUGAAGAGUUUCGUAUUCUCUUUGCUCAGUCAGAGCCUCUGAUAAUCGACCAAUCAAUUGUGCCACAUGGCAACCCAGAUUAUCAAAGCAGUCAGUUUGGUUUGAAGCGAUCCCAGUCAUUGCUGAGCAACAGGGUUUUUCCACGACAAAACGAGCUUCCCUCUGCCUUCCCCUACGGAGAAUCUGAUCGGAAUCCUCUCGCGUUUCGAAGGAACGAACCCUUUCGACACUCGAUGGAACCCACGGCAGGCAUAACAAUUGGAAAGUAUGCACAGCAGCAGUUUCAUCUUCAGCAAUCGUACUUAGAGCAGGGAAGGUCCAUAGUCUCUAGACAGAUGGAGCUGAGCUCUACUGGAUUCAAGAGACACAGCUACGCGGAAGGCACCCAGGAGAGCUACUCGUCGUCAAAGCAGUACAUGAAACACAGAGUCAUGAAUAAUCUGGAAGAGACUGAUUAUCAGAGGGAGCAGACCCAACAACGGUCUUAUUACCAUGAGGGGCCGGAACAUGGAUCUGGCCAUGGACAUUAUGACAGACUCCAAAUGCAUGCUUCGAAUCUCGCCUUAGAUCAGCGUUCAGAAUCAAGCUACACAUCUGAACCACCUGUCGUUGGAGGCUACAGUCGAGAUUACUUCUCGUCGGAUGACCUGAAAGGACCUGAAGGGCUCCAUGGACAUCACGAAGCAGGGCGAUAUGAAGGAGUUUCAACACAGAAGAGGCCCACCAUAGGCCAACCCUUUGCAUGCCAGAACUCUCCCACGCACCCUCCAGAGAAACAGCCGUUCCUGAAGCCGUCUGAACAGGAGCGGGAUCAAGACCCGAGCGCCAGACAGGGCAUGAGGAGUUGGAGGAUCAACUCCUUCCUCAGCACGUACGAGGACGGCGGAGAGGAAGGCCUACCUCAGGCUCUAGGCCCGGAUGCAUUUGAUGAUGAUCCAUCAGCUCAACAGGUAGCGGACCCUCAACGUUCCACAAAUCGCUACGGGAAAAAAGAAAUGCCCUCUAAACCAGAUGUUCUGAGACCACGCUUUGGGAAACCCGUUUUACAUGACAACAGCGAGAAAGACUCUGGCCCAACCAGGGAUCUGCAGCCCAGCACUACCUAUAGUCACCACAUGAUGGAGAAAGAAAGAGAGAAGGAGAGUGACAUGGAGAGGGACAGAUUGGGAGCCAGGGAGGGAACAGGAGAUGUGGAGAUGAAGGAGGGUCCAGAGGUCUCUGUUUCCAAGCACGAGUCAUUCCGCACCCGUGUCAACCCGAUGCUCAUGAGAAGCUCUCGGCUGCGCUCCUCCCUUAUCUUUUCCUCCUCAAAGGUGGAGAAGCACAGCGGGGGCCUGGGUCUUAACCCCGCCACAGAGGAAGACGAGGAUCUAGACCAUAUCCGCACCACCUCUAUAGUGGCUCAGAUGCUUGAGAAGAGGAAGCCCUUGAACCGGGAGCCUUUUGAGUGGAGGAAGAAGACAGAGGAGAAGGACAAGGACGAUGAGAAACAGAAAGUACCGGCCAAAGAGAAGGGGGAGACCAGCUUUAAAGACCUCAAAGAUAAAUUUCAGAAUGCAAGCCAAGAAAUUAAGACUUCCCCAGCUGAAGCGCCCUCCAAUGUCACUGCAGGUUCUUUGAAAACUCAACAAGAAUCAUCAUUGAAUAUGAAUGAUCCAGCUAGUCGCCUACAGUAUUUUAAAGAUUUGGCCGCCAAGAGAAAAACCUCAAGGACGGAGACAGAAACAGCACUCAAAGCCAUGGGGCCAAUUGAAAAGAAGCCAGACCUUUUGGAUAAAACACAUCAUAGCACAGCCACUCACGACAUCCCAUCUGUUUCUGUUAACCCACCAGAACCUGAACCCAAGAAGUUAGACAUCUCAUCUAGGCUAGCGGAGCUCACUCGCAGAUCGUCUGUCAGUGGAAACAAGCCACCUGCGGUCUCGACCAAGCCGUCAGUAAACCAGCUGAAGCCAACAGAGCCAGAUUCCACUCGGAAGGCGGGGAAUGGGUCAGAAGUUCAGAAGAAGGACCCUUUCAAGUCUCUGAAGCCCUUUCCCUCUCCAAACAUCUUCCGAAAGGACCCGUUGAAGCUCAAAGCACUGAACCCUCGUCGGGUCUCUAGUGGUGAGGACAUGCUGACAGCGGAUGCAACCGACGCAGAGAAGAGUGAACUGAAGAAGAGCCGCUCGCACAGCUCUUCAUCCAUGAUGCGUUCUGACUCAAGGGACGUACUCAACAAGAAUUGUGGCUCCAAUACUUCCAUCAACACAAUAGGGAGUGAUGGCAAGAGUGAGGGGAAGCCUCUGGAUUUCCUCAAGAAGCAGACGCAGAGGUUAAAGGGCUUCCUUGUGCCUAAGGAUAAGGACAAGAAAUCUGCUGCUAGUGCCGAUGAAAAGACCAUGAGAACUGUGGUGGAAAUCACUGAAGACUCCAGCAAAAAGUCAAGCACGUCUUCUCACACGGGACCAAGCAACCAUGACCAACCCAACGCUAACCACAAAGUGUCAGCGGGAACCUCUGGACCAUCGCGGUACCAGUCCACCGGUGGCUCGGUGCUGUUCAGCAGCAACCUACGAGACGACACCAAGGUCAUCCUGGGGCAGAUCUCUGCCAACAGUCAGAAGAACAAAGCAGGCGGGGCCAAGGAGGGCGACCCUGGAGACGAGGGCCUGGAGAGACAGAAUUCAUUGAGGAAGACUCUCUUUUCGCGACCCCAAGCCAACCCACAGGAGAGAGAGGGCCUGCUGAAGAGGAUGGAGAGUAUGAGGAAGGAGAAGAAGGUGUACAGUCGCUUUGAGAUGGGGAACAACCUUGGAUAACUAAAGAUGACUGACACUUUUGGCUUGGAAAAUCUAUGCAAAUGAACAAAAAGACUCUUUCCGUAACGUGCCAACAACCCUAUAAAUGUACCUCAACAGCUGCCCAUUCAAGCAUUACUGGAUUUUCUUACAAAGCAAUAAACCUAGUUUUGAGUGUGCAGUUGUGGCAAGCAUUGGCACCACAUUUAUUUAACCAUAUAUGGUGAAAGAAUGAAAGGAGCGUGACCUGACUCUGAUACCGACUGCUUUCGGCAACAUUUCACCAAGCAAUAAAAAGCCAAUGCUCUUAGAGAGACGUUAGGCCCUUGUGGGUAUAAAUAUGCACAAGUAGGCUGCAAGUAAGUGGUGCGGAGAAUUUUUUUACAUCAAACAAUGUCAUGUACUUAAUAUGCAACUGGAUUGAACAAGCCUGUGCAGAACAGCACAUUCCUAGUUCCGGUGCGCCCGUGUCUAUAACAGACUAUUGACUUAGUAAAGAAAUAAAUGGUAAUGCGGAAAGUAUGCCUCUUGGGAGGGGACAUUUUUAGAAAUGUCUCAAAAUUGAGAGCAGAAAAAACAUGAGUAUAUAUAUCAAGCAAUUCCAAUGUUGAGUUCGGUAUCCGCAGCACUUAUAAUAUUUCUGUAGAAAGGUGGGAUAUAGAAUACGUUUGGUUAAAAAAUAAAGAAUGUGCCUUUCGAAAGGGUGGGGCCUCUCAGGACUGACUUUUAAAAUCAAUUCAGGGAAGGGCUAGGCCUGCUGGAGCACAUCUCAAGGGAAGAAAGCGUGGGUUACUAUCACUGGUCCUUUCUUCAAAACAAUGCUGGUGAAAGUUUGCCUAUGCCCUGAUCCACUCAUUACUUAAGGUGGAUUGUACACCACUGAAAUAAAUUCUUUAUAGGACUAUGCCAGAUGCGUCAUCCAUUGAGUGGAUAGACUCUUAAUGCUGGACGAAGGCCAAGCUGAUGACACUCACAAAUCUUCUCCGACCUACGCCCUGAGCAGGUCCACUAACCUGUUUGUCUCUCCAUUGGACCAAUGACGUGGCUUUGAGGCUCAGUGAGCACUAGUCUUAAUGUGUACUAUGUUGAGACAUUGAGGGUCCAACAGAGUUCUUCAGCACUAAGAGGAUAUUUGAAUAUGUUUUCUUCAAGGAAUAUUAUUGUAAAUAUUAACAUGAAUAAGGGCUUGGUGAGGCUAUUUAUACAGUAACUGGUAACGAGUAGGUUAAAUAUUUUGUAAAUGUCUUAUAGUAUCUAAUACCAAUUAGUUUAAGUACAUUAUCAAAGAAAUAAUGAUUCACAAUGACAACAAAUCAAUUUGCUGAACAGAUUUCUUUUUUUAAAAAAGUGAAUUGUAAUAUAUGUUAGAAUAUUUUGCUGCAACAAAGUCAUCUAUUAAAUGCGCUAAAAAAUAAUUUGCUUUUGUUGCUGUAAUCAGUAUUGAUGACCUCCACAACUUCAUAAAUGCCAAAAAAAAACUACUAGUCCCUAUCUCGUUUCUUUCAUAGCACCAUAAUCAGAUAAGAUUGUGGAUGGUUGUUGUGAGAGGGAAAGGGAUAUCAAAAGAUCUCAAGAUCUCACAAAAUUAUACCUGGCCAGUGGUUGCACUCAGCCAGAAGGGAGUCAUAAUAAUAUAUCAUAAGAUCUUGACGAGGGAACAAGAAUUAUGGAUGCACCUCCCUAAUGAUUCUGGCCGACUGUUGUCAGAAUAUAUGUCAUAGUGCUAGUGCUUUAAAUCGAUGAGGAUUUGGUUUGAUGGCUUUCCCCCAAGGUGUGUAUAUAUUUGUACAAAAAUGUAUGAAUAAGAUAAGAUAAGAUAAGAUAGACUUUAUUGUCAUUGUACAGUCACCUAUACAACGAAAUUGGGAGUGCCAACUGAAGGUGCAUUACACAUACAAAAUAAAUUAAUAAACAAGCAAUUUAAGUUAAAAAUUGUGAAAAAAACAAGACAGAAAUAAGAAAAACAUUUGGAACAAGACAAGGACAGGUGAUGUCAGAAUAAAUAAAUAUAAAGGCCGUAAUCAUAUUGCACUUUAUAGAAAGUGAGGAAUCUGUGUUUCAAGUUUCUUAACGUUUUGUAGAUGGCUUUCAAAUAUAUAAAAUCUAUACAAUAUAAAAUGUAUUUCCAUCAAGACCUAAAAACAAAAUUUUGUCCGAACUGUAUAAGCAUCAAAUAUUCAAUCUGGGUCAUUCAAUUUAAUCUUGAGUGACUAUUUAUUAAAGCUGUUUAUAAAUAAAAAAAAUUUAGGAUAGUCACAAGGCCAAAUCAUCAUCGUUGACCUACUCAGGUCAUGCACCAUGACCUGAGUACUCCUACGUAACAGACAAAUAGGUUCUGACAACGGUAGGAAUAUAUCAUUAGUGAGGUCUAUCCUUACCUGUGGUUCUCUAAUAGAGAACUUCAGAACAUGAUGAUUGGAGAACUUAUGAGAUAUUAUAUCUUCUUCCUUCCUGGCUGAGCGCAACAGCUCUCCAGGUUUCCCAUAAGAAACUAUAUGAAAAUGUUAAACAAAUACAUAUAUCUGUAAUACAGCCUACAUCACAGGUGUGUACUGUCCUCAAAACAAACGGACAAUGAAGUCCCAAUCUCUUUCGUAAUUGACAGGCUUUUGAGUGGCUAAAAAUUGUCAAUGGGAGUUUAAGUUUUUAGCUUUUUAUUGGUGGAAAUAGGAGGCGAUAAAGAGACUUUAUCAACUGCAUAUUUGUGAACGAGCAAACUCAUCGAGUGAACUCCAUCAAACCUGGUUCAAGAGCUCUUGUGAGAUGUAAUGAUAUCUCCUUCCAGACCUGGUGCCACAACCUACGUGGACCUAUUUUGAUUUAUAAAUGAUUUGUAAAAUGCUGCUGAGUUGAUGGUGAUAUAUCAUUAGUUACUUCUGUUAUAUCUAGACUGCUCUGUUUCUCAGUCACCAUGUCGUAAUUACACAAUUUAUACUGAACUCAUCAAUCCAUUUGUUAUUGUUGUUCCGUUGCCAAAAAGAUUAAUUUCAAACUUCAGCAUCAUUAGCUGAGGUUAAAGACAUCUCAUCAAAUUUAAUUUAACGUUUAAGUCAUGAAGGUAAAUCAUCAUUGUUGACUUAAGGUAGCACCAUGACCUAGGUACUCCUAUGUAAAAGUAACAAUUGUUCUGACAACGGUAGGAACAUAUCAUUAGUGAGGUCUAUCCUUACCUGUGGUUCUCUAAAAGAGAACUUCAGAACAUGAUGAUUGGAGUUCUUAUGAGAUAUGAUUAUAUCUCCUCCUGGAUGAGCGCAACAACUCUCCAGGUUUCCAUUCUGACUAUAACAAAAUGUAAAACAAAUACAUCUAUCUGUAAUACAGCCUACAUCACAGGUGUGUACUGUCCUCAAAACAAACGGACAAUGAAGUCCCAAUCUCUUUCGUAAUUGAGUGGCUUUUGAGUGCUUAAAAUUGUCAAUGGGAGUUUUAAUUUUUUUGUUUUAAUUGGUGGAAAUAGGAGGCGAUCAAGAGACUUUAUCAACUGCAUAUUUGUGAAUGAGCAGACUCAUCGCGUGAACUCCAUCAAACCUGUUUCAAGAGCUCUCGUGAGAUGUAAUGAUAUCUCCUUCCAGACCUGGUGCCACAACCUACGUGGACCUAUUUUGAUUUAUAAAUGAUUUGUAAAAUGCUGCUGAGUUGAUGGUGAUAUAUCAUUAGUUACUUCUGUUAUAUCUAGACUGCUCUGUUUCUCAGUCACCAUGUCGUGAAUACACAAUUUAUACUGAACUCAUCAAUCCAUUUGUUAUUGUUGUUCCUUUGCCAAAAAGAUUAAUUUCAAACUUCAGCAUCAUUAGCUGAGGUUAAAGACAUCUCAUCAAAUUUAAUUUAACGUUUAAGUCAUGAAGGUAAAUCAUCAUUGUUGACUUAAGGUAGCACCAUGACCUAGGUACUCCUAUGUAAAAGUAACAAUUGUUCUGACAACGGAAGGAAGAUAUCAUUAGUGAGGUCUAUCCUUACCUGUGGUUCUCUAAAAGAGAACUUCAGAACAUGAUGAUUGGAGUUCUUAUGAGAUAUGAUUAUAUCUCCUCCUGGAUGAGCGCAACAACUCUCCAGGUUUCAAUUCUGACUAUAACAAAAUGUUAAACAAAUACAUAUAUCUGUAAUACAGCCUACAUCACAGGUGUGUACUGUCCUCAAAACAAACGGACAAUGAAGUCCCAAUCUCUUUCGUAAAUGACAGGCUUUUGAGUGGUUACAAUUUUUCAACGUGAGUUUUCGUUUUAGGUUUUCAUUUGUGGAAAUAGGAGGUGAUCAAUAGGCUUUAUCAACUGCAUAUUUGUGAACGAGCAGACUCAUCGAGUGAACUCCAUCAAACCUGGUUCAAGAGCUCUCGUGAGAUGUAAUGAUAUCUCCUUCCAGACCUGGUGCCACAACCUACGAGGACCUAUUUUGAUUUAUAAUUGAUCUGUAAAAUGCUGCUGAGUUGAUGGUGAUAUAUCAUUAUUUACUUCUGUUAUAUUUGGACUGCUCUGUUUCUCAGUCACCAUGUCGUGAAUACACAAUUUAUAGUGAACUCAUCAAUCCAUUUGUUAUUGUUGUUCCUUUGCCAAAAAGAUUUAUUUCAAACUUCAGCAUCAUUGCCUGAGGUUAAAGACAUCUCAUCAAAUUUAAUUUAACAUUUAAGUCAUUGUUGACCUAAGGUAGCACCAUGACCUAGGUACUCCUAUGUGAAAGUAACAAUUGUUCUGACAACAAUAGGAACAUAUCAUUAGUGAGGUCUAUCCUUACCUGUGGCUCUCUAAAAGAGAACUUCAGAACAUGAUGAUUGGAGAUAUUAUGGAAUAUGAUUAUAUCUCCUCCUGGCUGAGCGUAACAACUCUCCAGGUUUCCAUUCUGACUAUAACAAAAUGUAAAACAAAUACAUAUAUCCGUAAUACAGCCUCCAUCACAGGUGUGUACUGUCCUCAAAACAAACGGACAAUGAUGUCCCAAUCUCUUUCGUAAUUGACAGGCUUUUGAGUGCUUAAAAUUGUCAAUGGGAGUUUUAAUUUUUAUGUUUUUAUUGGUGGAAAUAGGAGGCGAUCAAGAGACUUUAUCAACUGCAUAUUUGUGAAUGAGCAGACUCAUCGCGUGAACUCCAUCAAACCUGGUUCAAGAGCUCUCGUGAGAUGUAAUGAUAUCUCCUUCCAGACCUGGUGCCACAACCUACGUGGACCUAUUUUGAUUUAUAAUUGAUCUGUAAAAUGCUGCUGAGUUGAUGGUGAUACAUCAUUAGUUACUUCUGUUUGGACUGCUCUGUUUCUCAGUCACCAUGUCGUAAUUACACAAUUUAUACUGAACUCAUCAAUCCAUUUGUUAUUGUUGUUCCUUUGCCAAAAAGAUUAAUUUCAAACUUCAGCAUCAUUAGCUGAGGUUAAAGACAUCUCAUCAAAUUUAAUUGAACAUUUAAAUCAUGAAGGUAAAUCAUCAUUGUUGACUUAAGGUAGCACCAUGACCUAGGUACUCCUACGUAAAAGUAACAAUUGUUCUGACAACAAUAGGAAGAUAUCAUUAGUGAGGUCUAUCCUUACCUGUGGUUCUCUAAAAGAGAACUUCAGAACAUGAUGAUUGGAGUUCUUAUGAGAUAUGAUUAUAUCUCCUCCUGGAUGAGCGCAACAACUCUCCAGGUUUCCAUUCUGACUAUAACAAAAUGUUAAACAAAUACAUAUAUCUGUAAUACAGCCUACAUCACAGGUGUGUAAUGUCCUCAAAACAAACGGACAAUGAAGUCCCAAUCUCUUUCGUAAAUGACAGGCUUUUGAGUGGUUACAAUUUUUCAACGUGAGUUUUCGUUUUAGGUUUUCAUUUGUGGAAAUAGGAGGCGAUCAAUAGGCUUUAUCAACUGCAUAUUUGUGAACGAGCAGACUCAUCGAGUGAACUCCAUCAAACCUGGUUCAAGAGCUCUCGUGAGAUGUAAUGAUAUCUCCUUCCAGACCUGGUGCCACAACCUACGAGGACCUAUUUUGAUUUAUAAUUGAUCUGUAAAAUGCUGCUGAGUUGAUGGUGAUAUAUCAUUAUUUACUUCUGUUAUAUUUGGACUGCUCUGUUUCUCAGUCACCAUGUCGUGAAUACACAAUUUAUAGUGAACUCAUCAA